Molecule: messenger RNA, 1909 nt
Organism: Coffea eugenioides
Lineage: Eukaryota; Viridiplantae; Streptophyta; Magnoliopsida; Gentianales; Rubiaceae
Product: ALBINO3-like protein 2, chloroplastic
Exons: 14
Coding region: 27-1712 (561 amino acids)
Biological process (GO): mitochondrial respiratory chain complex IV assembly; protein insertion into mitochondrial inner membrane from matrix
Cellular component (GO): mitochondrial inner membrane
Molecular function (GO): membrane insertase activity; protein binding
Source: RefSeq, a predicted model, not a curated record
GCCGUCAGCUAAAACCUUUGCCAGAAAUGGCAACUCCAAAAAUCUCUACUCUCUCAAACCUCCUCCGUCGAUCUCGCCGUUCACUUUCCAACUCCUCUUUCUACUUCUCCAUUAAGCCUCACCACCAUCCUAACCACCGCCAUUUCUUACACCAAAAGAUUCCGGCGGCAGCGCCGUCAAAUCCACCGCUGCGAUAUCUCACCGCUUAUAAUUUCCUUUUGAGUCGCUCCUUUUCCACUAGUGAGUCAACUGGCCAAUUCGAUGGUGACUCGGACCUCACUCAGUCCGAGCUCUUCUCCGCGAUAAGUACCGCCGGAGCUGGAGAAAUUGGUGCUGAUAGUGUUGCAGAGGAGUCAAUUCUUCCAGUCCGUGCGUUGAUUUGGUUUCUCGAUGGUUAUCACGAUUUCACCGGUUUCCCUUGGUGGCUAGUGAUUGCUUCCUCAACGCUGGCGCUAAGACUCACAUUGUUUCCCUUUGUAGUGCUUCAACUUCACAAGUUGAAGAAGAUUGCAGAAGUUUUCCCUAAAUUGCCUCCUCCAUUGCCACCGCCUUUCUCAGGAAGGAGUUUCAAGGAUCAACUUGCACUUUUCCAGAAAGAAAGGAAAGCAGUUGGCUGCCCAUCAUUUUUCUGGUUUUUUGCAACUUUUACCGUCCAGGUUCCCUUAUUUCUUUUAUGGAUUACAACUUUCCGUAGAAUGUCCCUGGAUCAUCACCCUGGUUUUGAUUGUGGAGGGAUUUUCUGGUUUCAGAAUCUGACUGAAUUCCCUAAUGGUGUUUUUGGCCCUCUCUUUCCUUUACUGAUUGCUGGGUUGCAUUACACUAACGUUCAGAUAGCAUUUCAAAAGUCAUCAACUGGAAAAGUUUCUGAUGUCUUUGAAAAAUUAGCCAAGUAUUACAAGACAUACUUGGAACUUCUAUCAAUUCCAAUCUUGUUCAUUACAUUUAAUGUCCCUCAGGGAUCUUUAGUGUUUUGGUUUACGAAUAUUUUGUUAAACACCUUUCAGCAAUUAGCCCUCCGCCAUACAGAUAUUCGCGAGAAGUUAGGUCUACCUGAUAAAGCUGCUGUGCCAGAAUUAGACAGUGAUGAGAGAGCAAAAAUUGGUGUUAAGGAAACAAAUCAACCAGGAGUGCAUGGUGGAGUUUCUGUUCAAAAUCUAUCACCAAAGGACCUGGUCCUUCUUUCUGUGAAAUUCUUGGCAAAUGGAAAUCAGGACAGGGCAAUUCAACUCUUAAGACUUGCUCUUAAGAAGGAUCCUGAGUAUGUAAGAGCAUUGCUUCUCCUGGGGCAAGCACUAUUGCAAAAAAACUUCCUGGAUGAGGCUAUUGAAUACUUGGAGUGUGCUAUUGCUAAGCUUCUUGUAGCUGGCCAUCCCACAGAUGUCGAGGAUGUUGAUCUCUUAAUACUUUCAUCUACAUGGGCUGGUAGUGCUUUUAUGCGACAGGGGAGAAAUGAAGAAGGCAUGGCACACCUGGAAAGAUUAGCUUCUCUUGAAGAGCCAAUGGAUCCAAUGACCAAAGCUCAUUACUAUGAUGGAUUAUUAGUACUCUCUAGUGCUUUAUUUGGUGCGGGUCGCAAAGCUGAGGCUGCUGAGCACUUGCGCAGGGCUGCUGCUUAUGAUCCAGAUCGCUAUGCAGAAUUUCUUGAACAAUGUGAAAAUGACAAGGACGAUUUUGUCAGCGACCUUGUAAGUAGCAGGAGAACAGAUUCCUGAAUUGCAGCGUGCCAUUGGAAGUGAAAUCUAGUUUGUAGGUUAUGAUCUUGAUACAUUCAGCUCAACUGUCCCCUUCUUUUUGUACUGCUUAUGGAUCUUGCCCUUAGGUGGGAUGUAAGAAUUUUGGUACAAGUUUUGUCGUAACACCGUGCAAAAUGAUGCUCUCCAAUCAAGCAAAGGGUGAUAUUUACAGGCCA